GUCUUGGCUGACCCAGCUCUUUCUCUAGAUAACUGAAUUCAGCUCGACCUCUCUCUCUCUCUCUCAGCCCUCCAGCCAUAGACACACAGUUAAAGGAGAGGGAUGUCACAGCUAAAAGAAAGCCAGUCCUCCUGGAUCUGCAUGAAAAACAAGCAGUGUGCGACCAUUAUUCACGCGUACGCACGGGGUAUUUACUUCUUCGACGCGCCACCCGGAUACAGAUUCGUCCAACUUUGAGCCUGUUCAACAUUUGUUACCUGCCAGCUCUCUGUUGGUGGCAAUAAUGCUUCCCAGUCCGAUCAUAACUUCUUCCACCACGCCUUUUUCUGUGAAGGACAUUCUGAAGUUAGAGUUGCAGCAACAAUCUCAGCAGCACCAGCUCCAGUUUAUCUCCUGCUUCGGUCUUUCUGGUGCGCUGCCACAACCGCGAGCGUUCCCAAACAAACCGUUCCGCUCUCAUUCACCGCCUUCCUGCAUGUUGGCAGGUAGGGACAGUCCAAGUCCAGUUAGCCCCGGGCUCUCAGAGAGCGACGAGAGGAUGUCCUACAUCAACACAGUGGAAGUACCGGACCGGUUAGCGGAGUCCAGUCUACCGGCGGAGAUGUUCAGCCACCCGGCGCAGAACCAUUCUGCAAACCUCAGGCUGCAGACCGAGCAAGAGGAUCAAGAUAGCAAGAGAGGUGUGCUGCCGGGUGAGUGUGACGAUCUCGACCCGGAGAAACCGAGCAAGCAGCAGAGGACCAGAAGGAAACCUCGCGUCCUCUUCUCCCAGGCUCAGGUGUUCGAGCUGGAGCGGCGCUUCAAGCAGCAGCGUUACCUGUCCGCCCCGGAGCGAGAGCACCUGGCGAGCUCCCUGAAACUCACCUCCACCCAGGUCAAGAUCUGGUUCCAGAACAGGAGGUACAAAUGCAAGAGGCAGCGGCAGGACAAGACUCUAGAGAUGGCAGGCCAUCACCAUCACCACCACCACCCACCACCGCCGCCCAGGAGGGUGGCUGUGCCGGUACUGGUCCGGGACGGGAGGCCUUGUCUGACCGGAUCCCAGAACUAUAACACGUCUUACACAGUUGGAACGCCAAACCCGUACAGCUACAACAGCUAUCCAGCCUACAGCUACAACAACUCGGUGUAUACUAACACUUACUCUUGUACUUAUUCUAGUUUACCUACUCUGCCGCCCAGUAAUACCACUAGUAAUGCGUUUAUGAACAUGAAUUUAGGAAAUAUUAGUGCACAGACGCCGGGCCAGGCUUCCCAAGGACCAGUGGUCACACCCUGCCAAGGAACUCUGCAGGGCAUCCGGGCAUGGUAACACGGUCUUUACGCACAGUCUCAGCUGCGAGGGAUUUCUCUGGAAUUGCUGAAUGGAUUGAAACAUAUAAGUCUGAUCAUCAAAUACAAGGAGACCACAGUUAAAACUGCAUUACAGAAAAGACAGGACUGAAACUCAAGGCAAGCUUAGGAGGAAACCCUAAAGUGUUGACUAAGAUUCAAGCCAUACAUAUUAUGUGCAUUUUUCUCUGAGCCGGUGUUUAAAUUUUUUUUAAACCUGCUGUUGCAUAGACUGUGGCAUUUAACGUUGCCAAUGAACAAGGACUGUGCGUAAUGCGGCCUGUUGUGGUACGAAAUGGAUGCAAUGCGUAAAAAAUCAAUAAAAUACAUUUUCAUGCAAACACACACGUUUCUACAAAUUGUGGAGCCCAAAGUGAAUGAACUAAUGGCCUAUCCAAUUCGAUCAACGAGGUGCAUUGCAAAAAAACAAACAAAAAAACAAACAAACAUGGACCACAGUGGCCCCGAUGCUAAAGAAUCCUUAUUAAAACGAGCGUAUUUUCGUAAAAGGACUUUUUACGCACAAGUUAUAAAGACA
Monopterus albus (swamp eel) is the source of this 1870-nucleotide messenger RNA. RefSeq names its product NK2 homeobox 3 (gene nkx2.3). Gene Ontology annotation, biological process: cell differentiation; regulation of transcription by RNA polymerase II. Gene Ontology annotation, cellular component: nucleus. Gene Ontology annotation, molecular function: DNA-binding transcription factor activity, RNA polymerase II-specific; RNA polymerase II cis-regulatory region sequence-specific DNA binding. The coding region runs from base 284 to 1312 and encodes 342 amino acids. The transcript is spliced from 2 exons. NCBI's taxonomy places the organism in Eukaryota, Metazoa, Chordata, Actinopteri, Synbranchiformes, Synbranchidae. The record is from RefSeq and is a predicted model, not a curated record.